UCUUCAACGGAUGAGAUCACAGAAAAGGAGGGGGGUGAUGUCUUUUGAGAUUAGGCUUGAGAUUCAAAUCUGCUUUUAUUUAUUUUACGAAAACUGCAUAUAAAAACUAGUUUAGCCAUAUAAUAAUCACCGAAGACUAAUUAUUUAUUUUACAACAUGCCUGAAUGUUUCAAAAAAGGCAUAAGGCUGUAGCGCUUCUUGAUCUGUCACCCCUAGCAACAUAUACCGAUGUAACUCGCGACGCAACACUGAAGUUGUUAGGACUGUGACCAAAGCCUGAUUAGAACUUCGCACUAAUUUAAACCAUUCACAUCUAAAGGAGAAAAUGGCUCUUCGCAUAACAGAAAGUCGGCGAAACAAACUCGCGGAAAAUGCCCGUGCGAUUGAGCAAGAGCGAGAGAUGGCUAUUAAAAGACUUGAACGUGAGUGUGUAGCAAAAAAUGUCAUGCUUUGUGAAGAACGAGUGGCUGACAAACGACUGAUACGCCAGAUGCAGCAGAUGCAAAUGGAAAGGGAUAUGCAAGAUUCCAUCCUGAAAGCUGAACGAGACCGAAUGCUUCGAGAACAGCAGUUAGCACAAGAAGAGAGCCUUGCUAGAGAGCUAGAGCGACGUAAAUAUGAGCAAUUGAAAGAUGAAAAGAUACGUCAGCAAAUAAGAGAGACAAGUUAUGAACUGCGUGAGCUGGAGGCAAAGUUGAAAGCAGCCUAUAUGAACAAAGAACGAGCUGCUCAGAUGGCAGAAAAGGAGGCACACAAGUAUGAUGAAAUGAAACGAGACUCAGAAAUUAUCAGACAGAUGAAAGAACAGAAUGAGCGAGCACAGGAAGCAGAAAGAGAGCGUGAAAUAGAGCAGUACAAAGAGAUGGUGCGUUACCAGCAAGAGCUUGAAAGACAGCUUGAGGAACAAGAGGAGAAGCGUCAGCGAGCCUAUGAAGAGUUCCUCAAAGAUAAACUCAUGAUUGAUGAGAUUGUACGCAAAAUUUAUGAAGAAGAUCAAAGAGAGAGAGAGAGGGAUAUGGAAAAGAAGAAGAUGACACAGAAGUACAUUGCAGAGUUCAAGCGGGCACAGGAAGAAUGGAAACAAAAGGAAAAAGCCAAGAUGGAAGAAGAAAACCGUAGGAUAAUGGCCUUUGCCAAGAUGGUGCGAGAUCGUGAAGCAGGGCAUGAAGCAGAGAAGAGAGAAAGGGAGGAAGCUCUAGGUCGUGUUCAGAAAGCUCUUUCAGAAGAGAUUGCACGCAAGGAGGCUGAGCGAGAAGAGAUGGAACGAGUGCGGUUGGAGUUGUACCUCGAAGAACAAGAAGAGAAAGAAAGGCAGAAAGAAAUGAUGGACGUAGAGCUGAGACUGCGACAGAAGCUGGAAAUGCAGGGUACACAUGCACGUCAGAUGCAGUACAAAGCCUUGAGAGUUCAGGCUGAGAAGGAGGAAGAAGAGCAGUUCCAGAAGCAGAUGCUUGCCAAGUUUGCUGAGGAUGAUCGCAUAGAGCAGAUGAAUGCCAGCAAGCGACGCAUGAAACUGCUUGAGCACAAGCGUGCAGUGGAACGCCUUAUGGAGGAACGACGAAGGCAAUUUGCUGCUGAACGUGAGCGUGAAGUCCUGCAGCGUGAAGAGGAACAGAAGAUGGAACAGUUCCGCCGACAGAUUAUUGAAGAGGAACGCAGGCGCCUCCUACGUGAACAUGCCACCCGCUUACUUGGAUAUUUGCCUAAGGGAGUCAUUCAAGGGGAUGAAGACCUGGAGAUGCUGGGACCAGAGUUCAAGCAAGCAUAUGCUCAACGCCAGGUGGACCCUUUUGAUGAUGAGGGUUGGAAUCAACCUCAGUAGCAUGUUAUCUGGCUUUGCCUUUUGCUAGUUUUGAACAGUCAGUCCAAGAAUUGGGAGAUGGUGUCUUGCCAUCAUUGAAAACACCACGUCAACUUCAUCUUCAGAUUUUAAAUCCUUUCAAGAUUAUUCCAAAACACAGAAACCCUUUUGAUCUACUUGUUUAGUCAUUGUGAAGAAUGCAUUUGUCUGCAGAUAUGUUCUUCCUGUUGUAUUUGUGGUGACAAAGAGAUCUGUGAAGCACUUAUUUAUGGCAGGGAUUUCUGGACUGGAGCGUUUUCUUUGAUUUCAGAUGUGAGAAAAAUCAGUUAAUCAUGAAAAUAUAAAAUUUAUUUUCUUCUGAUUCAAGUGUGAUCUCCAUUUGUCAUUUUCUUUUAGGACAGUCCAAAGUGAUGUGAAUUACAGAAAGUCUGUCUGCCUACUGAAUAUAUGCAUUUUGAUGGAAUGUAACAGAUCAUUAAUAGCAAAAUAAUUUCUGUUGGUUGUUAGAAAAUGCAUCACUCUGGUCAUUUCAUACAAUAAUUGUCAUAGAUUGGGCUGCAUUUGGAGUUGAUUCUGUACGUAUUGCAUUAUAUCUUUUAAAUCAACAUUCCAAUCUUAGUGAAUCUUUACAUGGAGACAUAUAUAAUACUCCAACAAACCCCUUCCCGGGUCCAUAAAUUGGAAGUAUUUACACAGUAAUUUUGGUAUGUUAUUUAUAUUUGGUGAAGAUGUCAACUUGAAAGUUAGAGUAUUUGUUACCUGUGUGCAGAUUCUGUGUUAACAUGAACUAAAUGUGCACAGCGUCUAUAUUAACUUGAAAGGGAUUGGAAACUGCUGAACUAUCUUGAAAGUUAUUAGACACGAUAAGUGAAAAUCAUUUUCUGAAAGAGCAUUAAAUUUUCUCACAAGCAUAUUUGUGCCACAAUGCUAUUUACAGAGUUGGCAUAAAAUUAUGUUAGUCUUUUUCAGGAAGACUUGUGAAUAUAAUGUUUGCAUAGUUUUUAUCACCUGCAGCAACCUCGCAAUGAAUGGUCGUUGAAGAAAAGGGAAUAAUAAAGACUAAGCGCUUGGUGAAUUGUAAAUACAUAUUUUUAAAUAGGCUUAAAUCUACACAAAUAAUAAAGCAAACUAUCAUGUUCA
Molecule: messenger RNA, 2941 nt
Organism: Pomacea canaliculata
Lineage: Eukaryota; Metazoa; Mollusca; Gastropoda; Architaenioglossa; Ampullariidae
Product: meiosis-specific nuclear structural protein 1-like
Exons: 10
Coding region: 326-1822 (498 amino acids)
Biological process (GO): cilium organization
Cellular component (GO): motile cilium
Source: RefSeq, a predicted model, not a curated record